AUGGAGGCGAUAAAGAGACAGGCCAGCAGGCUAAGGGAGCAGGUCGCCAAGCAGCAGCAGGUGGCGUUAUUUUCUUCCUCCGGUCCUCUCGCUUCUGCCUUUCUUCUCCUCGUUCUCUUUUUCUGCGCGGAGUUGCAUUGGGCCUGAAUUCUUCUCACUCAUUCUGCCUGCCGGGCUCUUCCUGCAACCUUCUCUUCGCCAGUUUUCCACCUGACGACGGGGUGCAAGCGUGUGUUCCGAUUUAUCGCAGUAUUUUUGCUCUCUGUAUCUUCCUGAGCCUGCUGGGAAAUGUAGGCUCGGCCUUAAAUCUGUUCUGGGUACAUGUCAAGAUCGCUGCUUGCUUGGAUGUGCCCGGGGACAAUGAAGAAGGCCAUGGGAGGGGGGUAUAAAACUACUGAACCAUUCCAAUAAAACGGGGAGAAGGAUUGUGAGAUUGUGAUGACCAGUGGAGACUGAAAAGAAUGUUCAUGACUCGACCUGUGGCCUUUGAUAUCUGAGCAGGCAGUUCUGAAGCAACUUAGUGGGCGUUUUGCCAUCGAUGCCCUGGCUCUGGAUGAACCGGAUGCAGAGUGUCACCAACAACUCCAGAUGCUUUAUAAAUCCACAAGGGAGGCAAAGGUGCUUUAUAAAUCUUCUGGUCUUUGUGUUUAUUCGAUUAGGGUUCAUUCAGGUUACUUGGAUUCAUGGAUUCAAAGGGUUGCAGGGUAUGCUUUCAGAGAGGGUCACUUGAGGAGCCAUACUCUGCUAAUUUUGGGCUUCCAUCUUUUAUCUAGCAGCAUUUUCAGAGAAAUAUCAUGCGGGGAUUGGAAGGUCUCAUUUCAGCCAGUUCAAGGCAGAUAGAGAUUGGUAAGUAUUCUUUUCACUACCGAAUGAUCUUGCCGCAAAGAAGACAGUGCAGUGAUCUUGGACUACCUUUGUGCUUAGCAUCCAAGUUAGCUGAUGCCUGCUGCAAAUAUGGAGAGAAUGAAAACUCUGAUGCUGUUCUCGCUAGGGCUUCACUUCAUUUUGGUAAUUCGCACCAUUCGAUGGAAGAGGAGAGGGAAAAAUUACUUAAAAUUCUUGGAGACCAGGUGAAUAUACACUCUCUGUUUUAGUUUCUGCAUGGUCCUGUAAUCCAUAUUUAUCUCCCCCUUCAAACACUGUGCCAACCAAAAAAUAAAGAAGGGGGGGGGAUGCAUUGUAUCUAUCACAUGAACAGAAGCAGCACAUUGGAGCAUAUGAUAUUUUAUAAUUUCUCCAUCAGCGGGUCAUGCAUGAAAGCAUCUUGUGUGAGAUUUUUCGUCCAAUGACAUGUGCCGGCUGAAGCGUACCCAACUGUUGCCCAUAUAUAUAUAUAUAAUUUUAUUUUUUGGUGUCUUUUUAUUUGUAUAAUCAGGUUUUCUGAUGAUCCCUACAGUGUCAUGUGCCAUCUAAGUCAAACCCUUUGCGUUUUUAUUUUCGUUGUGAUCCAAUCAUCCGUACUUGCCAUUUUUGAUAUCAUUUCAAUCUCUUGGCAUUCUCUCUUCUGCUGCCCGUCCUGUUCAUCCUCGUGGCAUAGCGACCUGACCAGUACGGGUUAGAUCCCAUGACUUCACCCCAAGGUCAACGGGCCAGAAUAUUCGUUCGCGUCUCGCCUGCCUGAUCUGACCUGUGCUACCAUCAUCUCAAGACUUAAGAGGAUAUUAAUGUUGUAUCCAUUGUUUCCCCGAUACCUGCGCAGGUGUAUGAGCCGCUGCGGACCAUGAUCAUGGGAGCUCCAUUGGAGGACGCGCGGCACUUGGCUCACUGUUACGAGAAGCUCAGACAAGACGUAGAAUCUCAGGUCUUGUGCAGUCAUUCUUCUCGCGUUUUGUGUUUGGGUGAACUUCGGUGAAGAGGAGCACCUGACCUCCUACCAGGCAGUUGAUGUUGCGAGACGGCAGCUAAAGUCAAAGGAAGCGGGCGGCGCUCCUGAAACUCCCCUGAAGCUUCAGCAUUCAGAACUGAGACUGUCUGAACUUGGGUCCGCUUUAGCAGCGCUCGGAAGAGAAGCUACUUCAGCCAUGGAGUCGGUUGCAGCUGAUCAACAGAGAAUCACCUUCCAACAACUCCUUGCAAUGGUAUUCCCUUUUUUUUUUUAAUUUUUUUUUCUUCUGAAAUUAUUUGGUCUGGAAGAACGAAGUUUUCUUCUUACAAAGCGCUGCAUCUCCCUUUCAGGUCGAUGCGGAGAGAGGUUAUCAUCACAAUGUUGCUUCCAUCUUAGACGAACUUCGUGAUGCGGUACCUCUUUCAUCCACCCAGAAAAAAAAAAAAAAAAAAAAGAAAAAAAAAGAGGCUCUUUGACCAUCUCGCGCAUUGAUUGUAUCCAGAAAGCGAAAAAAUUCUUCCUUCUCUGCUGCCAAGUAAUUAUUUAACCCUGAUUCCGUGAUAGAUGGUCCUGGAGAGACAGAAGAGUGAAUCGGAGAGACAGCCGGCGUCUACUGUGGGAGGCAUUCUUGCUCUGGCAGCAUGCGAGGAAGAACACGAAGAAGAAGAGAAGCUGCAGUCUGAUGAUCUCCAUGAAAAUCAUACGAAUGGUGUUCAUGCUCGAGAAAGAAACAGCAAAACUGAACUAAACCCGUCUAAUAAUCUCCGAGGAGAUCAUGCGGAUGGCAUCCGGGCUCAGACAACAAGUCAAGAAACGGAACCACAUCAGUCUGGUGAUCUCCAAGGAGAUCAUGACACUGGAAUCCAAGCAGAAGCGAAGAAUGAGGAAAUCGAACCGAACCAGUCUCGUAAUUAUCUCAGAGGUUCAAUUAAUGGUAUCCGAUCUGAAGAAGCCACAGAUGAGCAAAUUGAACUGCACCAAUCUGGUUGUCCCGAACCAGCAGAUCAAAACACUGAAUAUUUUAUUGCAGAGGUAUCGUAUCCUGGAAACUGAGAUUUAUAUGCAAAAUAAAUAUGCUUAUAAAAUGCGCAUGGGAACCUGCAUUCAUUAGGACUUGUGUGAGUGUGAGUGUCCCCCAUUUAUUCCACUGCGCUGACCUGCUGCUCAGAAUGUGUCCAGCCCGGAGGGAAACUUUGGAGAAAAAAAACCCAAUUUUGUUGAUUAAAACAUAAUUCGUCUUCGCGCAUUAUACUGAUUUCUUUUCCAUUAAUUGAGCAUUAUAUCAUCAUAGAUUGAGAUGAGCGUUGACCCCUUGCUAAAUUCUUCUGCGCUCGUCGACCGCUUCUUAUCCAGGUUAUUCAUCCCUUCGAUGCUCAGGCUGAUGGCGAGCUGAGUCUUUCCACCGGCGACUACGUUGUCGUCCGUCAGGUACCUCCACACCUCCUAGAAUUGAAUUUCCUGGCAUGAUCCUUAAUAAAUUCCUCGCAUCCUCCUGUGAAGAAGAAGAAGGAAAAAAAAAAAAACAGAGAGAAGAAAAGGAAUCCCAUCUUGUAUCAUCUAGAACUGGCCCUGGCAUCAUCAAGAGCGAUCCCAACCUUGAAAAUGUCCAGUAGAAGAAACCCAGAUCCGAAGAUGGAAGGAAGAGCGGGCAACAAAACCAUGAGACUUGGGUCAUCGUGAUUCGGACGUAUUUCAUGUUUCCUUUCCGGGUCGGCAGGGCUCGGAGAACGGAUGGUUGGAGGGCGAAUGCAAGGGGAAGGCCGGCUGGUUCCCGGCGGCCUACGCCGAGCGUCGCGACAGAGCUCCUGCCAACAGGGUGAUCGAGCCCGGCGGCGGCCUGCCCCCCGCGAUGCCACCGGCUACAUCCUCGCGAGGAUAG
Molecule: messenger RNA, 3704 nt
Organism: Spirodela intermedia
Lineage: Eukaryota; Viridiplantae; Streptophyta; Magnoliopsida; Alismatales; Araceae
Source: the annotation of a GenBank genome assembly